Branchiostoma floridae (Florida lancelet) is the source of this 4913-nucleotide messenger RNA. Its product is annotated as RING finger protein 10-like. Gene Ontology annotation, biological process: positive regulation of transcription by RNA polymerase II. The record is from RefSeq and is a predicted model, not a curated record. NCBI's taxonomy places the organism in Eukaryota, Metazoa, Chordata, Leptocardii, Amphioxiformes, Branchiostomatidae. Gene Ontology annotation, molecular function: metal ion binding; transcription cis-regulatory region binding.
CAACGUUUGGAGCGGCGUUUUUGCCCAAGUCGUCCGUUGUCCAUGGUAGAUACUCCGGAACAAAUGGAAAGAAAGUCUUCUGGUCGUUCUCCGUCUGCAGGACCCACCAAGGGGCAGUCGCAGGAUGGAAAUAAGAGUGGAAAACAAGAAACUGGCAGAGGCCGAGGAAAUGCAGGCCCCAAGUACGACAGGAAGAGAGAACCCAACUAUGGCGGCCGGACACGACCUGGGGGUCCCGGCCCAGGGAGACGGCCUCAGACACAGAAGACAUUUGACAGGUCCUUCGACAAGCGUCCACGGUCCAGAUGCAAUACUAGUGAUUACAAUACCAGGAGAUGUGAUGAGGUAGCGAAGGAGGGCGAGGCUGAGGUUGGCUCAGCCUUGCAGAAAGGUUCUCGCAAGAUGAACCUGAACCAUUUACUCAACUUUACCUACGAGCGGAGGGAGAACGCCUCCCAGUACGGAGGGGGGCAACACUCUUCAUGGAAGAGCAGGAACAAGUGGGGUCGCAAAGGCUCGGGGGCAGCACACCCCUUCAACAAGGAGCAGUUUCUUCAGUCAAACUGCCAGUUUGUUGUGCGUGAUACGGGGGACUACACUGUUCACUCUGCAGAUCCAGACACUCUGGUAGACUGGGACAGCAUUGAACAAGUGCGCUUGUUCAGUAAUGAGGUCCCGUCGUGUCCCAUCUGCCUGUAUCCCCCCACUGCGGCUAAGAUCACCCGCUGUGGCCACAUCUACUGCUGGCCCUGUAUCCUGCACUACCUGGCACUGUCUGACAAGUCCUGGAGGAAGUGUCCCAUCUGCUAUGAUGCUGUCCACAAGAAGGACCUUAAAAGUGUGGUUGCUAUGGAAGCCCCCCAGUACGCAGUUGGCGGCACCAUCACCAUGCGACUUAUGAAACGUGAGCGUGGGUCUGUCGUAGCACUGCCGGUGUCCCAGUGGAAACAGAAGGCAGACAAAGGAGCUCAACCUUUCAAUAUAGAUGAUGAGGUGGACACUCGCUUUGUGAAACUCCUGGUUGCUUCCAGUGACCAGGUACAUACUCAGAUCAUUGGCCCAGAGAAGGCCAUGCUACAGGAUCAACUGGAAAAGGAGAAAGAUUGCCCAGAAGCCUGCUUCAUUGAGGCCGCCCUGAAGAGUCUUACUGAACGUGAAGAGAAGACCAUCAUUGAGAAGCAGGUGGGACAGCUUACAGCUGCCGCUGCAGGGCUGAGCACAGAGGAGGGAGGGCAGGAGGAGGAUAGCAAUGAGGACAAACCUUCAGAGAACAAUCCUUCAGAGAACACCUGGCAAGCCUCCAAGCCCUCGGUGGAAUAUGCAUCAGCCUUUUCUGAUGAGGAGGUAGAAAAUGAGGCUCCUCUGUCUCCCAUCGCUGUGGAUGGCAUCCUAGAGCCAGCCGAAGAAACUGCAACCCUGCCUGUCCCUGGUACUGGAAACCAGGAAGAUCAGGAGCACAGUGUUGGUGAAAACAAAGAAUCAGAUGUAGCUUUCGAAGAAGCUACAGCCAUCUCUGCAGUCGGUGGAGAAACUACAGCCAGCUCUGCAGUUGGUGAAGAAACUACAGCCAGCUCUGAUACUGCUUCCAAUCAGGGAGCAGCAGCAGCUGGUCAGGAGGCAACCAGCCUCCCAUAUGGGGCCAAGAACUUCUUUUAUUUCUACCAAGCUGAUGAUGGCCAGCACUUAUACCUUCAUUCUCUGAACAUCAAGUGCCUUGUCAAGGAGUAUGGAAGCCUGGAGAACUGUCCUGAAAUCAUCAGUGGCAAGAUUGUGGAGAUAGACCAAGAAUUCAUGACAGAAGAUGUCCGCAGACGUCUUCGCUACCUGAGCCACCUGCCGCUGACCUGUGAGUUCAGCGUGUGCGAGCUCGCCAUCAAACCUCCGCUGGUAUCCCGGGCAACACUGCGCUUUUUUGAAGAUGAAGUUCAGAAGAGGAAGCAGGCUCGGGCCAAGAAGCAUCGUCAGGAGCAGCGGCGUGACCGCAGGAUCUCAGAGGAAGAGUCCAAGAAAAUGCUGGGGAAAUAUCCUGACCUGCGGUCUGCCCUGGAGAGCCGAUACGAUUUCCCGGAGUGGCGCAACCCUCUGUACCCACAGAACCCAGAGUUCGAGCUGUCCCAGAGUCCAGGGUCCGCCUCCUCUUCUUCUGUCCAGACUCCUAUAGGAUCACCAGGUUCUAACUUGAACCCUGCUGCAGUGGAGUUUGUGCCAGGAGGAGCAGCUGCAGCUGCAGCUGAAGCAGCUCCAGAGGACACAUCACCCUUCUAUCCACCACCACCCUCCUUCGCUCAGAUGUUGAGGGAGGGCCAAGCUAAGCCAGAAGUUUGGCCACGAGCAGUGGUAGCCAAGGAACAAAAAGUUGAACCAGUCCGUAAGGCGCGCAGCAGUGCAGACAGUGAGGACGACGAGCCCGGCGAGGACUGGGUUCCUGCGCCGACCUACCAGAACUCCUUCAGCGAGGCCAUAGCACAGGCUCUAGGCAGCCUGGACGGAUCUGCAGAAGCAUCAACUGAGGCUCCGACAUCAGGAGGAAAGAAAAAGAAGAACAAAAAUAAGAAGAAACUGUUGUUCUCCACCUCUGUUAUUCACUACAAGUGACGUGCUGCAUGGUGCCAGUGUUGUUGUGACCAUUCAUGCCUCGAAUAUUAGUCAUUGCAACAAAUGAGAAGUAAAAGAAGUAAGAUGUUGCAGCCGUGAAAACAGCAGGAAACUGUGUGCUCUAUAUGGCGUAUAUUGCUUGAUAGACAUGAGAAAAGCUGAAUUUGUGGGCAAAGCAAAGCAAAGCAAAACUCCAAAGUUGUGUAUGCAAGAUGUAAUGAAAAAAGUUCAUGUCUUUGUAAGCCUUCUAUCAUUGGUCACAUUGAAUUUGGAAAGAAAAAAAGUCUUGGAUUUACUUGAAGCAAGUGCAAUGGCAAAUGGAAGCUCCCUUAAUGUACAUUUUGUACCUUGAAAGUUUGGAAAGCUCUUCUGUAUGUAAAAGGCAAAAAUGAGAAUGAUGGAGCUCUUACCUCUAAUAUGGAGAAUGAUGUUAGAAUUUGAAAAAAAAAGAAAGAAUUACGGAAUAAAUUUGAAGUGACAUUUGUUAUCUGAUUCUUGAUUCUUCGCUGCUUGUCUUGAUGUAACAGUUUGUUUCAUUUAGCUAAAAAUCACUGCUUCCGAAUUUCUCAAACAUAUCAUACUCAAUUCCUGUUGUAUUCACAAUUGACUAGUCCAUGGACAUUAAUUAGCAAAGUCAAUGGAAGUCCUUCUCUUGACUUUUCAACCCACUGUUAACCUUGGCCUUCACCACAUUCAUACCUAACAUCGUUGACUAUUUGUAUCAACUUAUUACAUUAUAGUUUUCAUGAAGUUAAUGUUGAUUGAGAAUCUUCACGUGAUGCUCUUAACAUAAUCAGAUGUGGAAAGGUUGAAUAUCCCAGUCAAUAUAUCAGUUUUUUUGGUUACAUAACUGUCAACAGUUGACUAUAUUUUGAUUUAGUCUACCUAGCCUCCAAACAUACUGGUAAAGUUUAGAUGAAGCAUAAUUUGACUUGUUGAGAUGUGACUUUUUCAUUUUAUUUAAAUGGUCUUCCAGUGGAGUUGAUGAGUCUUCAAUGAUAUUGCAUGGAAAUAGGUGUGCCAAGCAACAGAUACUGCAAGUGAUACAAGUAUAACUGUACAGCCCUACGGUCAAGUCUGCAAAUGUGUCCAUGUGUUCGGCAACGUAUUGUGAAUGUGGGCCUGUAAUGCAAGCAUUUUGUAGCCUUCAAAUGAGUGAAAUGAUGCUGACUUAAAAGACUAGGCAACUUGAAAACUUGUCUUAAGUUACAAGCAACCUAAUAUAGAGACAUAAAGAUCUUUUAAGGACUGCCUGUAUUCUGCAAUACUUGACGUGGUAUGAAGACUGCCCUGCUGAAAAUGAAAUGAAAUCUGAAGCACAAUUGAUUGUCAGAUAUAUGUACAUUUGUAGAAGGUGGAGAAAAUGCUGCUAGAUAGUACUAUUGGUAGUAGUGAACAUCAUUGAAAAUGGUUAUCAGAAAUAGAAAGAGAGCACUUCAAGGCCCAUUGCAUUGAUGGUAUUGUUCGAAGAUGAUGAUUUCUAUGUUUAUAUAGUCUUUGGUAACAAGAGUUAUACAGAUGAUACAAAAAUUAAUGUGGCAUACUCUGCUGGAAGUUUUGGACUGUUGUAAGAUUUUACACAAUGUCUUAAGUUACAACAUUAGUUAAAAACUGGUACAUAUAGAAUACAACACGGUGUAUUCCGUAUCACCCGAUGUAUCAGCCCGACCCGUGGGAAGGCUGGGACAAAGGGUGAUGCGGAAUACACCGUGUUGUAUUUUAUUUAUGUCAUACCCACCUAAGAAAACCUGUUUUGAUGAGAAAUGCGCCAGAAGUUGAACAAAUUUGGUGCCCUCGAACAAAAAGUGUUGCAACAGUAAUGUUCCAACGUCUGAAUCAGGUAUUCAAACAUUCGAUGGCGCCGCACUCUGCCCACUUGAAACAGUUCGAUUCAUUCGAAUGGAGCCUGUGUGAUACGCCUUUUGAACUGGUCUGAUACGGAAGUUAUGGCCCGGUCCGGAACACCCGUAUCAAACGUUUUCGUGUCACAGGUAUGACAUAAAAGAAAUUAUAGUACUCCUGCCAGUAGGUUUUGGUAUAGAAAUGCCAAAGUAGGCAAGUGACAAUGAAAUGAAGUAAAAGCAAAUUGGUCAAUGGAUUCAAAUAUGUACCACUUGUUUAUUAGAUGAAACACAAGGUUUUAUGAAACAGAUCUAGGCAUAUGUUGGAACCUUUGUUAGAUACUGGAUAUGUCAAGGAGGUUCCUUGGAUAUGUGAACUUUGCAGCCAAUGUACAUCUGCCUGAAAAGGUCCAUACUGGUAAAUGUAUCAGGUAUUGGUGCAGCUGAAAAGAAUAUUACCGAGAUGUAUUGAGAAAA